AUGAAUAACACAACAACCAGAAGCAAAAAAACAAAGUCAACAGAAUGCCCAUCGUCGUCCAAUGCAGGAACAUACGAGUCCUCAGGUCCAUCAUCUGCUUUGUCAAUGUCAGAACCUCUCUCAGCCGUAUCAACAGCGAGCCACGUAUCUUCUGAAAGAGCUGCUGUUGGUCAACCCGACGUUUCGCAAAGUUCAACAGAAUCAGAAAGAAUUAUUGGCCGAUGUGGAGAAACAUGGUAUUCAAAUCAAACUUACAAAGAUCAUUGUGAUUCUAAAGAAUGUAUAUCAUGUACAAAAGUAGAACCUGAAUUGAUGAAAUGUCGUAAUUGUCCAGUAACGAUGACCAAGACUGAUCUCAACAAACAUCGAAAAGAAUCACCGAAUUGUUUCCUACCUGCUGCUAAACCAGCUGAUGCAGAGAAAAGUACCACCGUCGUCGUCGAUCCACCAGAAGAAAUAAAACAGUUAUUUGUUUCUCUUGCUGACCUCUUAAACUCGGACGAGGUAGACAAGGAGCAAGCAUACAAAAUGUUGGUUGAUCCCCGUAUCAAGAUCUCCAGUGUCACAGAAGCAUCUGGUCUCAUUUCUACAUGGUCAAUGAAACAACUAGUGGCGCUCAUAAAAACUACAUGUGGUUUUGAGCAGCUUGAAAAAUGUGACAGUGCCUAUCGACUGACUUGUGCUGCUAUCGAUGCCAUUUGCCCAUUAUUAGCAGUAAAGGAAAAUGAAUUCAAUCAGUUGGGUGGCCCCUCUCUCAUCGACCGAUUGGUUAAAUCUAUACUCAAUCUAGAAGUUCAUUUUCGACUUGAUAAUCUGCUAAUAAGACUUGAUAAAAUCAAGAAUUCUAAACAGAAAUCACCAAAGGCAGCUCGAAAUAACAAAACACCAAAAGAAAACCAGAUCAGUCCUAAAGAAGGAGAAAAAAUAAGAAAUGAUAAAAAAGAGUUUAUCAAGGACAAAGUAAAAAAGAAAAGAAAAGAGCCAGAGGAUUUACUUAUUGAUGCCUUGAAAAGUAUGCACAUGGAAUCAAAAAGUAAAGGAGCAUAUUCUGUAUGGACAGAAGAGUGCUCUGCAGAAAGAUUUCAAAUCGACAAGGCCCUGUCGGUCCUUUUGCAAAUCGGAGAUAAACAAGGUCCUCCGAUGUGCAUCGGAUGCUACUGUCCAUUCACAAAAGAUUACAAGCCCCUCAACUCACAUGUAAUCAGCCGGUGGUGGCAAGAUGAAAUUCAAUUUAGAAAUGGUCUCGUGGCAGCUAAAUACACAUCUGUGCAUGAUAAUACAUACGACACUAUCACUUCCACAGUGAGGCAUACCCUUCCAAUGCUAUGUAAAGAAUGUGAGAAUAGUUAUGGCAACAAAGAAGGAGAGUUGGCAAAAAACAAAUCAAUUAUUAAAGCUCUUCAAGUCAUGAAAAUAUUUGGUCAAGUCUAUGUCUCUGAUGACACAACAAUUGAUGGGCAACCAACAAACAAUUUUCCUGGUCAAGUCUCUCUUCCCCAUAUGACCUUGUUUCAGUUCUUAGUCCCAAAUUUCAUGCGUUUGAUGGCACUCGAACUCUGGAAAAAGUGCGGCGACGAUCCCUCAAAAGGUAAAGACUAUUGGAACAUCUUUGACCGAAUCAGACUAGAAAUGAAAGACUUGCUAAAAUCUGGAGACUAUAGAUCCAACCAACAAAAAGAACUCUUUUUAUAUGUUAUCCCCAAUUCAGGAGACCUAUUGGUUCGAACCAAAAUGGGAUUGAGACACGCUGGUUAUUGGAGAGAGGAAAGCUUAUCACAUUGGAAGUUUUAUCCAUCUAGUACUCAAUCCCCUGCCUUUAUAUGGUAUAACCCUGGUCCGCUUGUUUGGAUAGCCAGCAUCACCAACAUACCAGAUCUUGGUCCUUUUCGUGUGCUACCCAAUCGGGAUCAAAUAGACAUUUCCCUGGAACCCACUGAAAACCCAAUUGUCAAACGUAUUCUAUUCGAUGUAGAAAUAGAAUCAUUGCAAAUACUCAACAGGGGAAUCCGAGACUUGUCUAAUAAGCAAGAAAAUAUCGAGGACUAUUGGACUAAAAUUAACCUUUACAGGGACCUUAAACAAUGCAAAGAUAUUUUCAAUCGUUCAUUUCCUCUUGACCACCCAUACAAAGAAUGUACGAAGGUCAUUUAA
This is a messenger RNA of Cavenderia fasciculata, 2151 nucleotides long. RefSeq lists its product as uncharacterized. NCBI's taxonomy places the organism in Eukaryota, Evosea, Eumycetozoa, Acytosteliales, Cavenderiaceae. The record is from RefSeq and is a predicted model, not a curated record. The transcript has 2 exons. Bases 1 to 2151 code for a protein of 716 amino acids.